AUGGAUCCAAAAUCAAUGUCCACUUUAACUGACCAGCAGGAUUCAAUUGGUUCAGAGAUCGACAGAAUCAUUCGCAACUUCAAGAAGGACUCACCCAGCAGGAAAACACGUGAAUAUCUCGAAGAUAGUAAAACAACUUUAGAACAGUUAUUAGCUGACUUCAAGGCUAAUGAUGAGCGACUACAACAAGCCGAUGUACUAGUAAGAACAUCGGAAUAUUUCACACAAGAUUACGGCAUGGUAAUCAUAAAUUUGGGUAACAAAUAUAUCACCACAAUAACUCAAGAGCUGGAAGCAUUACCCAUUAAGGCUCAACCAUCAACAAUAAAGGGGUUGGACCUUCAGAUAAAUAAUGAUGUUGAAGCUAUUGAAAUAGUAUUACCUACUGGUGGUCAAGAGAAUGAAAUUAUUCAGGCAUUAGUCAACAGACGAAAUGCAGUGUGUAAAUCAAUCAAUCGUCUCAUCCACAAUGUGAGACAAGAUAACCAGCAACAGGUACCACAAUAUUUUGCAGUAAAAUUAGCUACGCUUACCAAGUUAUGGGAUCAGGCUGAAGGUUUAAAUUUUACUAUUCAGAAACGGCAAGACAACCCUCCUGAUUGCAAUCAUUAUCUAGCACUGGAACAGUUGGUGCAAGAUACAAUGGUUGAAUGGACUAGCGAAGCUGAAGCACUCAUCAAGCAUUUGCAAAUAUCAGAUGCAAAUUAUGAGACGGCAUGGCAAUUACUACAAAGUAGAUAUGAGAAUAAAAGAGUUCUAGUAUCAGCAGUUUUGCAACGUUUGACAGCUCAAAACUCUUUAUAUGCCCAUCCAACAGUCCAAGCCAUUAAAAAUAUGCAUGACACAACAAAGGAAAGUCUAUGUGAACUUCAUAAUUUAAAUAUUGAAACAUCAACUUGGGAUCCAAUUUUAGUUCACAUACUACUAAAAAAGUUGGAUAAAAAUACACAUUGCAGUUUUGAACAAACUCUUACUAACCCAAGGGAGAUGCCCACAAUAAAACAAUUCUUAGAAUUUUUAGAAUUGAAAUUUCAGUCACUUGAGGCUAUAGGUCUACGAGACAAUGCAGUAUAUAAACCCAACAAAAGGAUAGCCGUAACUAUGGUUUGUUCAGAUCUAUGUAAAGUUUGUAAUACAGAUAAACAUCCGAUCUACUAUUGCAAAAAGUUCAUUGAAAUGACUCCUCCUGAACGAUUAAAUUGGAUUCAACGACAAAAACUAUGUGUGAAUUGUUUCAAAUCCGAUCAUAAAGCAAAGGUUUGUGAAGCUGGAUCAUGUAAAAAAUGUGCCAAGAAGCAUAACACUUUGCUUCAUUUAGAGCAACAGUCACCUAAACCUUCAAGGGCACCAGCAACAAACACAAAGUCAACCACAACAUUGAUCAACGCUAAUGAAUCGCCAUCCAUAACAGCAACAACUAAUGCAAAGGGUACUCGUAAUUACGUUCUGCUAGCCACUGCAAAGGUGCGCAUUAUUGCAAACAAUGGACGAACAUGUGAUGUUCGUGCCAUACUCGACUCAGGUUCUCAAGUGAACCUAGUAACCCAAAGAGUAAUCAACAAGUUAUCUUUAAUUACCACAAAUUCAAAUCUAUCGAUCGAAGGUAUUGGCCGUCAAUUCGGGAACUCAAAAUCUCGCGUAAAUGUUGAACUGCAGGCUACUAAUGGAAGCUUCAGGACGAGACUCGAGGCAUUUGUAUUGCCACAAAUAAUAUCAGCACAACCGUCACGAGACCUAGAUAUCUCGGAUUGGCAGAUACCACAGAAUGUAGAAUUAGCAGACCCCAGCUUUAACAGAUCUGGAAGAAUUGACAUGCUGAUUGGUGCUGAAUUCUAUCGUACUCUACUUCAACCAGAACAAUUGAUAAUAGGAAAGAAUUCGCCACUGUCACAAAAUUCGGUUCUAGGUUGGUUGGUGGUUGGUAAGACUAAAACUACAACAGAUAUUAAACCAACAUGCGCUAUUACUACAGGAGAAGUUGGUGAAAUGUCAGAAAUGAUAGAACGAUUUUGGAAGUUAGAUAACAUUGAGACUGCAGAAAGGGUUUUGACUUUAUCUGAGAAAUGGUGUGAAAAUCACUUUACAAAUCAUGUAAAGACAAAUCACGAUGGUCGUUUCAUUGUACGCUUACCUUUCCGCGAUGAUCCCACAACACUUGGUAGAUCGCGUGAGAUAGCAUUCAAUCGAUUUUGUUCUCUGGAAAGGAAGUUACAAAGGGACCCAAAUUUAUACAAGGAGUACAUAAAGCUCAUGGAUGACUACGAGUCAUUAGGUCACAUGGAAAAAGUUUGCCCGAAAGAUGUCAAAGGAGCACAAUAUUUCAUUCCUCAUCAUUGUGUCUUGAAACCUGACAGCACUACAACCAAAUUGAGAGUUGUCUUUGAUGCAUCAGCAAAAACAUCAAGCGGUUUAGCACUAAACGAUAUUUUGCACAAAGGUCCAACAGUGCAAAGUGAUCUUUUUUCAAUACUGUUGCGUUUUAGAAUACACCGGUUUGUAUUUACGGCUGAUAUUGAGAAAAUGUACCGGCAAAUUCAAGUACAUGAUGAAGAUACAGCACAGCAGCUGAUAAUCUGGAGAAAAAGUGCUGAUGAUAGUAUACAAUAUUACCGACUGAAAACGGUUACAUAUGGAACGAAGUCAGCCCCUUAUCUUGCAACAAAAUGUCUUCAACACCUUGCGAAACAUAAUAUGAUCAACUAUCCGCUUGGAGCACCUGCAUUACUUAAUGAUUUUUAUGUAGAUGACUGUUUAAGCGGAACUAACAGCAUCAUUACCGCCUUAGACACUCAACAACAACUUACGGAACUGCUCAGUAAAUCAGGAUUUAAACUGAGAAAAUGGUGCUCAAAUAAUACACGACUCCUACAAAACAUUUCGAUAGAAGACCAAGAAAUCAACCUUGAUUUAGAUGACUCAGCCAUAAAGUCAACAAAAACAUUAGGCAUUAUUUGGCUCUCGAAAUCAGACGAAUUUUGCGGUAAGGCAGAGAUGUCAUCAGAGCAACCUAUCACGAAGCGGAUUGUGGCAUCGGAUUUAGCUCGAAUUUUUGAUCCUUUGGGAAUUUUUGGCCCCAUUACUGUAACAGCUAAAAUAUUCAUGCAAAACUAUUCCUGGGAUGCGGAACUGUUACCUCAGGCUCAGCUAGAAUGGAAGCGUUUUAGAAAUGACUUACAAACAUUAAAUACUGUGAAAGUACCCAGACAUAUUUUUAAUUCGACGGUUCCCUGUUCGAUUCAAUUACACGUGUUUACGGAUGCAUCAGAGAAGGCAUAUGGAGCAGCUAUGUACGUGCGAGCAAUAUAUAAUGAUAACACAAUAACAUCGAGACUAUUGUGCGCCAAAUCUAGAAUAGCACCAUUAAAGAAACAGACACUUCCACGACUAGAACUCUGCGCAGCAUUGCUGGGAGUCGAAUUAGCAGAAAGAGUUAAACAAGAUUUAAAGUAUCAAAACGUGUCAACCUACUUUUGGUCCGAUUCCGAAAUUGUUUUGUCAUGGAUAAUAUCUUCAUCUGCCUCAUUGCACACAUUCGUAGCAAAUCGUAUUAGCAAAAUUCAAGAGAUGUCACAUGCUGAUCAAUGGCAUCAUGUGGCGUCAAAGGAUAAUCCUGCUGUCAUCAUUUCCAGAGAAAUAAAAGUUAAAAUGUUCAAUUAUUCACAUAUAUGGUUUUUUGGUCCACUCUUCCUUCAUGGAGGCAACGAAUUUUGGCAACAGCCAAACCCAAAGGCAUUUAACAUCUCAACUGAUAUCGAAAGACGACAAGGACAUACAGUUAACAUUAUCAUUCAAACGACUGGUUCUGAUCACACGAUAAAUCAAAUUGAUCAUCGAAACUCAUUCAGAUACCUCCAAAGAACAAUUGCUUAUGUUCGCCGUGUAUUUCAUCGCACACAAUCACCAACAAGAACACUUUCUCCAAAGGAAUUACGAGAUGCAUUAGUCUUCAUAAUUAAAACUAUUCAGGGUUCAGAAUUUGCAAAGGAAAUCUCUGACUUAAAACAACGUAAAGCAAUCAACAGUUCGAGUCAACUAAAUACUUUAGCACCGUUCAUUGACGAACAAGGUGUACUUCGUGUUGGAGGAAGGCUUGAAGCAUCAACAUUGCCAUAUGAUGUUAAACACCCAAUGGUAAUUCCUUACAAUCACUCAAUAGUGAAAUUGAUGUUCAAAAUGAAACAUGAAGAAAAUUCCCAUUGUGCUCCACAAUUAUUGCUAAGCAUAAUGAGACAAGACUUCUGA
This is a messenger RNA of Teleopsis dalmanni, 4242 nucleotides long. RefSeq lists its product as uncharacterized. The record is from RefSeq and is a predicted model, not a curated record. NCBI's taxonomy places the organism in Eukaryota, Metazoa, Arthropoda, Insecta, Diptera, Diopsidae. Bases 1 to 4242 code for a protein of 1413 amino acids. The transcript has 2 exons.